AUUCCAUCCUCAAUCGACGACGAAGCAAAUCGUUUUCUCUGAAAUUUCCAAUGGAAUCAAUAAUCGAAUCUGAGAUUUCACAACCUGACUACACAUCGUGUUUACCUGACGAGUGCUUAGCUUUGGUGUUCCAGUUCUUAAACUCCGGUAAUCGGAAAAGAUGUGCUUUGGUUUGUCGACGGUGGAUGAUCGUUGAAGGACAGAAUCGUUACCGUCUUUCUCUCCACGCUCGUUCAGAUCUGAUUACUUCGAUUCCUUCUCUCUUCUCUCGAUUCGAUUCCGUUACUAAGCUUUCGUUGAAAUGCGAUCGUAGAUCUGUAAGUAUCGGCGACGAAGCGCUUGUGAAAAUCUCUCUCAGGUGUCGGAAUUUGAAGAGACUUAAGCUUAGAGCUUGCCGUGAGCUCACCGAUGUAGGUAUGGCUGGUUUUGCUGAGAAUUGUAAAGAUUUGAAGAUUUUCUCUUGUGGAUCUUGUGAUUUUGGAGCUAAAGGUGUGAAAGCUGUGCUUGAUCAUUGCUCGAAUCUCGAGGAGUUAUCGAUUAAGCGUCUUCGUGGAUUCACUGAUAUAGCUCCGGAAUUGAUUGGUCCUGGUGUUGCUGCUUCGUCUCUUAAGUCGAUUUGCUUGAAGGAGCUUUAUAAUGGUCAGUGUUUUGGUCCGGUGAUCGUUGGUGCUAAGAAUCUUAGGUCUUUGAAGCUUUUUAGGUGUUCUGGUGACUGGGACUUGCUUUUACAAGAGAUGGCUGUUAAGGAUCAUGGUGUAGUGGAGAUACAUUUGGAACGGAUGCAAGUGAGUGAUGUAGCUCUUACUGCGAUAUCGAAUUGCUCUAGUCUCGAGAUUUUGCAUCUUGUGAAGACACCGGAAUGCACGAAUUUCGGAUUAGCUGCGAUUGCAGAGAAGUGUAAGCUUUUGAGAAAGCUUCAUAUAGAUGGAUGGAAAGCGAAUUUGAUUGGGGACGAAGGGCUUGUGGCUGUGGCUAGGUUUUGUUCUCAGUUACAGGAGUUGGUACUAGUUGGAGUGAAUCCGACGACGCUAAGUUUAGGAAUGUUGGCUGCGAAAUGUUUGAAUCUUGAAAGAUUGGCACUUUGUGGUUGUGAUACGUUUGGUGAUCCUGAGCUUUCUUGUAUUGCAGCGAAAUGUCCGGCUUUAAGGAAAUUAUGUAUCAAGAACUGUCCGAUUUCGGAUGUGGGAAUCGAGAAUCUUGCAAACGGAUGCCCUGGUUUAACCAAAGUGAAAAUCAAGAAAUGCAAAGGAGUUCUGGGCGGGUGCGCUGACUGGUUAAGAACGGUUAGGCCUAUGCUUUUGGUGAACGCAGACACCGUGGAACCAGAACAUCAAGAAGAAGCAAGCAAUGAUGCUGUAGGAGGAUUGCAAGAAAACGGAAUCGAAUUCCCUCAAUUGACCAGCCAGAUCAUGGCACCAAGCAUUGCGUCAAGCAGUAGAAGCCGGUCAGGGUAUUUCAAAUCAGGCAUUGGACUGUUCAGCGGAAUGAGUCUAGUAGCUUGCACUUCGAGACAACGACGGGCAAGCAGGUGAUUGGCUGCCCUCAGCCUAUAAUACAGUGUUCAUUACUUG
Molecule: messenger RNA, 1571 nt
Organism: Arabidopsis arenosa
Lineage: Eukaryota; Viridiplantae; Streptophyta; Magnoliopsida; Brassicales; Brassicaceae
Source: the annotation of a GenBank genome assembly